GUCGCUCAAGUUUUCUGUAAAUUGGAAACGUUGCAUUGAAAGGCAUCAAUUGAAAUUACAUUGUCGCUAUCGAUUGUCGCUGUACGUGCAUGGUUGUUGUAUAUGAUCGCCGUAUAUCCACAUCACACAUGUCUUUCGUCCCUACUUAUAGUAUUACUCAAAAUAAAUAACUUAUUGACUUUUAAUUGAAAGAAAAAAUCUAUUUGAUCAUUAAAAUGUGAAGUAGUACUCCCAAUAGUAUUCUGUACACACACAGAGUUUAAAAUACAUUCCAGAGUAGAAGUUUUCUGUAUUUUAUGAUGGAGAACAAGGUCCUUAAAUAAAAAGCCAGCCUAUAAAAUUCUGUAACACAUACAACGGUGUUUCCAUUUCUGGACUGUACGCUGUAAGAAUGACGCUGACAAGGGUAAGUUGAUGUAGUAAUCAUCAAGUUUAUAUUUAAUUUAUGUUUAAUUACGUUUAGCAAUUUUACAGACGUUAUGACAUAUUUAAAUUAUCCGUUUUAUCUUGAAAAUUCUAAAAAUGCUAAUCUGAAAUUACAAUUUAUAAUUCUUAUGCCAUAGAGAAAUUCUAACAAUUUUAGAAUAAGAAUAAUGAAAAUGCUUAUUUAGCAGACCGAAUUCUUUUUUAAUAGAAUUCAGCUUCAGGGGUGUUGCACUUUUAAUAUAUGACCUCAUUUAAACUGAGUCUGCUAUUAUUUUGCUUGGUUGUGUUCUAUGCUUCCAAGACAUCAUCUUUUAGAUUUUAUUCAUGGAAUCAAAAGUAAAAGUAGAAUCCUAUGAAUCACAGUACAUCCAAUGUAAAAACACGCUUAUGUAUGAUAAACUAUCCUAGCAAAACACUGCUAUUCUUGUCACUAUUCGGGGUGUUUUAACAGGAUGGUAAACAUGUGUUAACAGUGAGAUUCUCGCCCUCAGGUGCUGUCAAAACUCAUUUCAUAUAUGAGUAUUCCGUGACAAAGCGUGAACGCAUUACGGCACAAAACGGAUAAUUCAAAAUGAAAUGACGUCAACGUGAUAAAACAAACAUUCAUGCGCUUUUCAUGAAAUUAAAUGGCGUUGCAUAUAUUAAUUUAUUAGUUUUUAUGCGUUUUAUGCUGGAAUAGCGUUAGCGCAUGUUCAAUCCGUGUCAUGAUAUCUUCAGAACCCCUCGGGAUUCUGCAAUGUUAGAACACUAAAAAACAAAACAACAACAACAAUAACAAAUAUCACUUCAAUCGAAAAUAAUCCUUCUUAAAACAUAUCUUAUUUCUUAAUUAAAUGUUCAAGUAAUUUUGUUGAAUGGCAUAUCACCUCUUAUUGUUUUCAGCAACGUCUGCUUUUAAUACUGGUUUCAUUAUGUACGAUGCCACCAGAAGGAAAUGGCCAGAUAGUAGAAGCAGAUAUGCCAGUAGAGCUGAUAGAAUGUUUCCAGUUGCUACGCAAUAAAACUGGUGACGUCAGUCAGACGUAUGAAACAAACGAAGACGUCAAUAUUCAAUGUCUAAAAGAGUUUCUAUGGAAAGAAGGAAGCGUACAAUGGAACAACUUCAACAUAACUGAGAAGGACAAAGGAUACAUAAAUUCAGUCAUUGACUCGCUUGCCCACCGCGGUAGGCAAAAGCGUUAUGCUGGACCAGCUAAGGGAACAUUUCCGAGGACUGGAUUCAGAAUCAGACGUGAAUAUCGAAGAAUCUCCGAUGGGGAAAGAUUUGCAUUGCACAGUGCAAUUAACCAGAUGAAAACAACAGGACGAUAUGAUAUGUUUGCCAACUUGCACCAGGGAAUCAUCGUAACUUCAGCUCAUGGUGGACCAAAUUUUCUUGGCUGGCACAGGGUCUACCUUGCUUUAGUUGAAGAAGAUUUGCGUAUGAUAAAUCCUACGAUAUCCCUACCAUAUUGGGAUUCGACCCUUGACUUUGAUAUGGCGGAUCCCGUUGAGUCAAUAAUCUGGACCGAGACGUUUCUUGGGAACGGUAACGGGUUUGUUACAACUGGUCCCUUUGCUAACUGGGCGGCGGCAGGUGGGCAAUUAACUAGAAAUAUAGGUGGUGCAAGUAGUCUAUUUUCAAAGGAGAUUAUCCGAAAAAUACUGACGAGAUGUCGUGUAAGGGAAAUAACAUAUCCUACAGCAAUGGAUGAGUUUAACUUAGAACUUUUCCAUGGUGGUCCCCAUGUUUGGGUUGGUGGUCAAAUGUCUGGUUUAAAUACAGCGGCACAUGACCCGGUGUUUUUCUUACACCACGCAUACGUCGAUUACGUAUGGGAGCUAUUUCGAAUUAGACAAGCGACAUUUUGUGGGGUAAAUCCAUCUACUGAUUACCCCCCUACUAUGGGUCAACACGCUGCAGAACGGCCAAUGGAUGGAUUUCCCCAGUAUCGAAAUAUUGACGGAUACCGCAGCUACUGGACACAGUUCUGGUACCAGUACGAACGUUCUCCUUCCUGCUCUAUGUGGCAACCUUUCUGCGCAAGUCCAUAUUUACGAUGUGACUUGGCACGUCAGCGAUGUAUAUCAGUGGCAAGAAUGGGACCUGCUUCUAUGGCAAGAGGUUUUGCAGGUAUUGGUGGGGCUGCUGGUGCGGCUGCUGCAGCGGCGUCACCUAGCUCUAUGGCAUCGGCAGUGCAGGCUCGUUCUCAGGAAUCAACUAUAGCAAUCGGUCCACGGUUCAAAGCACCACCUGCGGAACCGAGAACACAGGAUGCUAGAAUGGGAAUGGCGCCCGGCAGAAUGAGACGAUCUGUCAACAAAACAUUAGAUACAAGAAGACAUAAACCCGGAAAUGAGAAAACGUCCAACUUUCCAACACUUGGACCAAUGUUUAAAGGACCAACAUCUGACAAUCGCCCUAGAGGCUAUCGUAAUGGAGCAUUUACUGGAGGUGUCAUUGGGAUUUAUCAAGAUUUGACAAGAUCCGCAGCAAUGAAUGGAUCCCAAUUUCCAGGCUCUGAGUAUAUGCAGCUACUCCCUAUGCCAAAUUAUCACGAGACACCUUUAACCGACCUGCUGAGGCCGCCCGUCGAAAACACAUUUGUCCUCAAUGGACAUGUCGAUGUUGCACAAUGGGCGUUUAUCCCCGUUAGAGUUAUAUAUACUAGUGCCUCUGGAAAUCCAGUCUCAAAUUUUCUAAGAAGCAGGCUCGAAUAUUCACAACACCAGAUUAAACAGUCAUCAAUUACAACAGUGUCCGAAAUAUCGUCAAUAAGUCAGAGAUGUAUUCAAGACGAAUCUGGUGCAAUGCAAGUCAGAAUACAGUCCAAUGGGCUAAACUAUAAUGGAGACUACUCCGGUUAUGCCCUAAUUGACCGCCUUUUACCGGUUGACUCAGCUACUACAUAUAUUGGUAUAAAAUCUCCGGAGGUAGAGCAUACCGAAGUCAUCUUGUCUGCCGUUCACUCCUGUGGUCUGUUAUGCCAAGCUCAUUGUCAUAUACCUGAAUCAGUACCGGCUGCAUUUAAACCAUGUUCUGGGGUUUUGAAAAUAUCAAACAACGAUCCAAACGUGUACGGGCGCACGUAUGAGGAGGCAGGGUCUCGUGUUUGGCAAGGAGUACUUUCUGGUGGAGGGGUCCAGAAUGAAAACAUAAGACUUGUCUUCGAUUGCUCUAAUGUUGAUAAGUCACCAUGGUUUUCAGAUAAUGCGUCAUCCAAUGGCACAAUGUUCUGACUUAAGAAAUCAUAUAUGUAAGAUAGAUAUUGUGAAGGGAAAAUCAUUUUUAAUAAAUCAGCAUGACAAUGGAUGGCAACUUGGUCGUGUGUUUAAAAGACAACUAACUGACCGUUCCAAAGGUUAUUCGACAAUAUCAGAUCGACUAUGCCUUUAAUUUGCAACGUGCUUUGAUUUCCUUCAAAUCUUUAGCUGUAUA
This is a messenger RNA of Mercenaria mercenaria, 3844 nucleotides long. RefSeq names its product tyrosinase-like protein. The coding region runs from base 1345 to 3645 and encodes 766 amino acids. Gene Ontology annotation, molecular function: oxidoreductase activity. The transcript is spliced from 4 exons. The record is from RefSeq and is a predicted model, not a curated record. NCBI's taxonomy places the organism in Eukaryota, Metazoa, Mollusca, Bivalvia, Venerida, Veneridae.